GACCCCCGGCCCGCGGACUCUCCUCUCCCCACGCGCGCCCCGGCCUUCCCGGCCGCUCUGCCUCCUUCCUGCUCUCCUCCUCGCGCCUCGGCUUCCGUGCGCGCAGAACGCUGCGCCCGGCCGGCGUGCCUCGCGCCCUAACGGGCGGCCGGGGGCUCCAAUCAGCGGGCGGCAGGGUGCCAGCCCCGGGGCUGCGCCGGCGAAUCGGCGGGGCCCGCGGCCCGGGGUGGGAGGCGGGUCUACCGCGCGGCCGCGGCGGCGGCGGAGAAGCAGCUCCCAGCCAGCAGCUAGCGAGCGCCGAGCUAGCCGCCCGGAGGUCAGAUAAAGGAGGACAUUUUCUCAGUGUGGAUUGCCAUCUUUGAUAAGAACAUGUCAUCCAUCUUGCCAUUCACUCCCCCGGUUGUGAAGAGACUCCUGGGAUGGAAAAAAUCAGCUAGUGGAUCUGGAGGAGCCGGUGGAGGAGAGCAGAAUGGACAGGAAGAAAAGUGGUGUGAAAAAGCAGUGAAAAGUCUGGUGAAGAAGCUAAAGAAAACAGGACGAUUAGAUGAGCUUGAGAAAGCCAUCACCACUCAGAACUGUAAUACUAAAUGUGUUACUAUACCAAGCACUUGCUCUGAGAUUUGGGGACUGAGUACACCAAAUACGAUAGAUCAGUGGGAUACAACAGGCCUUUACAACUUCUCUGAACAAACCAGGUCUCUUGAUGGUCGUCUUCAGGUAUCUCACAGGAAAGGACUGCCUCAUGUUAUAUAUUGCCGGCUGUGGCGCUGGCCUGAUCUUCACAGUCAUCAUGAGCUCAAAGCGAUUGAAAAUUGCGAAUAUGCUUUUAAUCUUAAAAAGGAUGAAGUAUGUGUAAACCCUUACCACUACCAGAGAGUUGAGACACCAGUUUUGCCUCCGGUAUUAGUACCUCGACACACUGAGAUCCUAACAGAACUACCACCUCUGGAUGACUACACCCACUCCAUUCCAGAAAACACUAAUUUCCCAGCAGGAAUAGAGCCACAGAGUAAUUACAUCCCAGAAACACCACCUCCUGGAUAUAUCAGUGAAGAUGGAGAAACAAGUGAUCAACAGCUAAACCAAAGUAUGGAUACAGGCUCUCCCGCAGAACUGUCUCCUACUACUCUUUCUCCUGUUAAUCAUAGCUUGGAUCUGCAGCCGGUUACUUACUCAGAACCUGCAUUUUGGUGUUCAAUAGCCUAUUAUGAAUUAAACCAGAGGGUUGGAGAGACCUUCCAUGCAUCACAGCCCUCACUCACGGUAGACGGUUUCACAGAUCCAUCAAAUUCAGAGAGGUUCUGUUUAGGUUUACUGUCCAACGUCAACCGAAAUGCUACAGUAGAAAUGACCAGAAGACAUAUAGGAAGAGGCGUGCGCUUAUAUUACAUAGGUGGGGAAGUUUUUGCUGAGUGCCUCAGUGAUAGUGCAAUCUUUGUCCAGAGCCCUAACUGUAAUCAGAGAUACGGCUGGCACCCUGCAACAGUGUGUAAAAUUCCACCAGGUUGUAAUUUGAAAAUCUUCAACAACCAGGAAUUUGCUGCUCUUCUGGCUCAGUCUGUUAACCAGGGUUUUGAAGCUGUGUAUCAGUUAACUAGAAUGUGCACCAUAAGAAUGAGUUUUGUGAAAGGAUGGGGAGCAGAAUACCGAAGGCAGACAGUAACAAGCACUCCUUGCUGGAUUGAACUUCAUCUGAAUGGACCUCUCCAAUGGUUGGACAAAGUAUUAACUCAGAUGGGAUCCCCUUCAGUACGUUGCUCAAGCAUGUCAUAAAGCUUCGUCACCAAGCAAGUCCCAUCAAAAGACUCAAUAGAACAACUCUCCUCUCAUAGUAUUUGUGUGUGGUUCCCAUGGACUGUUUCCUAUCCAAAAAUGCAAGAGAGAAAACAGCACUUGAGGUCUCAUCAACUAAAGCACCUUGUGGAAUCAGUUUCCUGUAUCCAAAUAUUAGAUGGGAAAAUUAGUGUCUAGAAAUACUCUCUCAUAAAGGAGGAUGAGAAGAUUUUAAAGACUUUCUGAUAUCUUCUUGGGCAUAAAACUCAGUGUCCCCAAAGUUUCUUAAUAACAGUAGUAGUAACGUGUACAGGUAAUGUAUCAAGAUCCAGUAUCACAGUGUUGUGCUGUCUAUAUACAUUUUUAGUUUGCAUAAAAUAGGUGUGUGUGUAUGUGUGUGUGUGCGGCUUCUUGAUUUAGGCAAGCCUUUAUAAAGUUACAGUACCUAAUCUGUUAUCCCCAUUUCUCCGUUAUUCUUGUGUGUCUUUUUUAAUAUAUAAUAUAUAUCAAAAAUUUUCAAAUUACCAAUUAGAAGCAGAUUUCCCUUGUAGAAAAACUAAUUUUUCUGCCUUUUACCAAAAAUAAACUCUUGGGGGAAGAGAAGUGGAUUAAGUUUUGAUAUCCUUGACCUUAAUGUUAAUAUGUUUAGUGAAUCUUAAACAUUCAUUGUGUGUUUACGUACUGCUAAAUCUUCUCAAAAAACUCUUGCUGAGAAUCUUUCCAGAUCUGUUCUCCAUCCCAUUUGUCCUCAUAUCCAAACAGCAUUGCAUGAGACCCAUAACAUUAAUGGUGACUUUGAGCACCAGUUAAUUCUGAGGGCACACAGUAAAAAUCCAUAUGCAGUAGGUCCAUGUAUCUUACACCAAAUUCAGACUGAGAAAAAUUGACUUGUGUAAACUAGUAGUCUAUUGGCUUGUCUUCACACCUCAUUAAAAAAAAAAAAUGCAAAGGCAACAAUUCUAAAACAAAAUCUCUAGAUCUGAACGCUGUAUUUUAAAUGCUUUAAUAGUGGAUCUUAAUGUUCUUUGGUGUGAGUGAUUUCAUUAGUUGCCAGAUUGUAUUAUGAAAUGGACUCUUCGUAAAUGUAAUUGCUUCAGCAAAAUACCUAGAAAAGUGAUACUGAGGUAAGGUCAGCAGAUAAGGGCCAUCUGUUCUAAAACUAUGUUGUAUUCAAUUUGUGAAAAUUGUUUUGCAUAACUGAAUUCAGAAUUUUAAAAAUUGGGAGGAGCAGUUUAGCAAGUUUUUAAAAUUAUAGUGUGAGCAGUUCUUAACUAAUCUUGAUAUAUGGUUGACUAUUUUAUGCUCAAUAGUGAAAAAACACUUCAGAAUCUCUUCUGGUAGUCCUGUCUACCAGCAAAUAAUCCUGUCUAAUGUUAACUCAUUGCAAUUUAAACAUUUCUUGUUUGCAUCUCAAUAGAAAUGGAGAAUAGCCACUUUUGAUCCCCUGUUAGUAAAUGUUCAUAUUUUGGAAGAUAUAUUUGGUACUUGUUCUUUGAAAUCAUAUUUACGUGUCUCUGCAGGUAACAUUUUCAGUACUUUCAAUAUUUGAUUGUUUUCUAUUAGAUAUUGCCCCCAUUUUCCUAUAUUUGUGUAUAUGUGUUUGUGUAAACUUGAUAUAGUAAUUUUUUACUCAUUCAACAAAUAUUUAUUGUUCACCAGUCAUGUGAACAGAAGUGCCAGGAACUUUCUUACUAGCCUUUGGGUAAUGGUGAACAAGAUAUGGGCCCUGCCUUUGCUGAGAUAACAGUUAAAAUAAUUUUUAACCAGCUUAUUUGCCACUGAAAGAGAUAAACAGGGUACUGUUGUAGAGCAUAACAGAGGGUAAAGGUCUUUAAGGAAGAGAUGCUUGAGCUAACACUUGAGUGAGAAGCAAAUCAUGUCCAGAAUCAGGAGACAGGCAUUCCUGACAAGAAGGUGCAGCAAAGUCAAAGGCUAUUUUAAAGUAAACUCACUCUUAUGUAUUGAUGCUUUAUAAUAAAACCUCUGCAUUGAUCCACAUUUGAGGAUCAGAGUGGUUCUACCAUUAUAAUAGUUGAAGGUGGCCUUAUUUUGUGAUAGACUGCUUCAUAUUUUAUUCCCACUUUUCUUCCUCAAGUCUUUGCUGUAAAGUUGUUUGUCAUUACCCAGGUCACUACCACUUAAUUUAGCAACCCUCUCUCUAAUUAUUUUCCUUUGGCAAAUUUUGACCAUUCUAGUGACUAGCUGUUACCCGUAACUGUUGCUGAUUUUAUAUCCCAUCUUGUGAUUAAAAUUAAUUUCCCAAGUAUUACCACCGUCAGACCUGCUGGAUAGACCAGUGGAACCUCUGCCCUUUGGAAGUAUUUACUUACUUGAAAACUUACAGUGAUGUUUAGAGAACACAACUCUGAAAGUGGUGGAAUGUCCUGGCAUUUUACUCUUGCUGAUAUAAUGAUUAAGCAACACAGUGCCAGCUAUAGCAUUUUAGUAGUGGAUCACAUCUCUGCAACUAUGGUAGGAUGCUUCUGUACAAUAUGAUAACACCUGUUGUAUUGGACAGUUAUACCUGUUAAGCCAUUGAUUUCAUAGUGGUGAUUAUAUUUGUGUGAAUACAUGUAAUGAUCAUAUUUGCUUUUUAAUGAGAAACUUUUUUAUUCUAUUUUGUCUAUCCAUGGUCUCAUUUUUAUUCUUUUGUUAAUCUUUCCUUGUAGAGGUUGUUUUCAUUCUUUAAGUGAUAAGGUCUUCUUUCUGUUGAGAUUUUAUCUCUAUUUAAAUUAGCAAUGUAAUUUAGAAUUUCUUCUCCACAGUGGUGAUAAUUUUCUAGUUUUAACAACAUGAGAACUGAGCAGACAUGUUUUUUUCCUUAUUUCCAACAUGAUUGGUGGUUUUCAUAGUAAGUUCCAUAGAGGCACUUGGGGCUUCCUAGGGGGAUGGGGCUCGGUGAAUAUUCCAGUGAAUGUCAAACCAAUGACAACUUCAUUUUUAUUCUGUAUUGGAGUUACAUCGAUACCUGUUUAAAAAAGAGUUUGAAAAGACUUUAUAAGCACUAAUUAAGAAUAGAAAAUGCAACUGGGUCUACCCCCCUUUCAGAGUAACUCUGCCUUUGCUUUUUUUAAUUCUACAUUAGGAAACUUUCCUGAUUAGGUUUGAACUAUACCAGUUAUACUAACUAUACACUAUGAUAUACAAUCAUCCAAUAAACAUUUACUGAUGCCUAUUUUUUACCACUGUGAUAGCUGUUGAAUGAUAAAACAAUGACUAGAAUUUGGUCCUGGCCUUUAAGCUCUGCUCACCGUUCUGGGGCUUACCUUCUUGCUCAUUACCUGUCGCUGUAUUACCUAAGAAAAUUUGCCUGACUUUUCUUGAAAGCUAUAUUUUCUCAUUCUAUACCCUUACUCAUCAGUAUUCCAAGUAUUUGCAAUUUGUUUAACAUCUAGAUUUUUUUCUCUCUUUAUAUCGCAUCAGAUUUUGCUUGAUUCAUCUGUCUUAAACACUGUCAGGUUUUCUCGUUUGUUAAAAUUGUUUUAAUUUAAUUUUAUUUGUGCCUUUAUUGAUAGUGUCAUCAAGACUAAAACUUUGAAGGUGAAAAGCAAUCAUUCUAGUCUCUUGCUAGUUGAAAUAAAAGUGUAUGUAUACGCAUUGGUUUCUCUACCUCUUUUACAAGUUAUCUAAGUAAUACCUUUAAGAUCUUUCUUUUUAAAAUAGCUGCUUACUCAGUAAUAGCCUCUUGGUCUGGUUGUUGGUGGGAUAUAAAGCAAAACAAGACAGUCUUCACUGUACUUUGAAAGUGUCUUUAAGUACAGUCUGCUUUCAUAGCAGGACAUUCCAUUUUCAUAGUUUUGCCCCCAGCCCCCAGUAUCUCUUUAGAUAACAGGAAUCUGUGAAUAUAAAAAAGGCAUGAUCAUCUCUUACACUGAUCUAACACAUGGAUGUUUAUAGAUAAUUGUUAUCCAUUUCUUCCAUGUGUUUUCUUUUGCUAAACCCUUUAUUUUCAUCAACUCAAUUUUAGUCCUCACCUUCUGACUUUAUUAGUGGUAUUGGUGGUGGUUUUCUUCUUUGCCAACCAUGCUUGAUCUACAUAACUCAGAAAAUCAUUCUUUUCUGAACUUUAAUAAAUGCCAGAAAGGAUGGUACUGUUCAUACCCAGGGUCCUAAUUUCUUCAUCAGUAAAGCUGAUGUUAUCAAACUGAUCAACUACUAAAAUCUUUGACAUCCAGACUCAGAGAGUCGCUUAAGAUAAGUGUCUUUGUGCCAGGCUAUAGGUAGCAUAAAUCAUCAGAUUCUGUCUGUCUAGUCUCUGCGUCCAGUGGGGUAGGGAGGACCGUGCCAAAGACAUGGUAACUUUAUUUCUGAGCCUCUAAAAUUUAUACAGAAUGCCAGCAGUUCUACAUACAAUACAAGAUUACACAAGGUCUCAUGAUUUACUGGCAGUUAGUUAAAGAUCAAUCGGUUACUAGCAUUUGCUUACUUCUACACAUUAUUCUAUGAUUAUUCAGCAGCUGACUGUUGUUCCCUAAGAUUAAUUUGUCCUGCCAAGAUCAGCAGAGCACAAAUGGGAGAAGCAGGGGUCCACUCAGAGGCCAUGGUGUUCUUUUUCCAUGUUUUCCUCUCGGCAGCCUCAUUUACAGAGGGCCUGGUAGAGGCUCGCCUUCUGGUGGUCCCCUACAUAUCUGAAAUUUUAUUUAAUUAAUAACUUAGCUGGCAGUUAGUUCCAGCCAGUGGUUUUCCUGUAAUACUAGCCCUGUUUCCACCUUAGAGCAUAGAGAUUUAGCAUUGUUGAGUACAGUGAGAAAUGAUGACAAGGUAGUGAGAACCCUAUUGAGUUCCUUUUAGACUUCACAUUUCAAAUUUUCAUGGACUGUUUCGCUACCUUUGUGUAUUGGUGUUGGGAGUCUUCUCCCAGUGGUCUUUUCUGUGUCGAGAGUCUCAAAGCCAGAAAAUAUGAGUAAUGCUAGAUAAAGAUAACCUCAUGAUAACCUUUAUGAUGAACUGUUGUCUGUGCGUUCACAUGACUGAAGUGGGAAUUGUUUCUUUUUGAAUAUUAUAGCUAACUUUAUAUAUAGCAUUAACUGCCUUAAAUUGCUGUAGUAGAAAAUUGAUUAUGCUGUGUGUAUGAAUUUAUAUACAUAUACGAUUAGAAAAGCCUCAACAGUAAGGGUUGUUUAUCCAUAUUCAUUAUAACAAUGAUGAAUAAUUCUGUAGUUUAAAUUUCAGCUCUCAGUAAAAAGUCUUUUUUUUCCCCCCAGACAUUUUCCUUUCAUGGGCAGGCCAUCAGUAGUUUUUAUUCUGCUUGAGUUCUAAUUAAGUGACUCAGUUAACCUAAUAGGCCAUUUUCAGGCAUCUUGAUGAGAAUCAUAACUGGGAUUCCUUAACAUCAAAUAUAGCUCUGCCCCAUCCAUACCUCUUUGUUACACUCUGAAAGGUACCAGUUUCAGGUUAACUUUUUAGUAUGUUUGAUUGUGCCCCUCCCCACUUUGGGUCUUCUGCCCUGUUACAAGAUUGCUGCUUAAGAUAACCCCGGGAAGUACCACUACCCCACUACCAAGUCAGCUCCUAUAUUAUUUUUAAGGAUUGCCUAAAGGUGAUUCAGUCCUGGCUGGAGCUAUACUUACCACUAUUGCCUAAGAUGUAAGAACUCUUUACAAGAAUAGUAAAGCCACUGAUGAUGGAAGAGAAGGAUUCAUUUGCUCCAUAGAGAAAACUUGAUUUUUCUCUAGAAUUUCUCCAAAUUAUAAGUUUGCUCUUUGAGGGGGAAGAUUAGAGAUUUCCUUCCUGUUCCUAACACAGUGUACUAAACCAUGAAACCCAUAAUGUAUUGACUUACAAAGUGUUAGAAUUAUAAAAAUACUUAGCAAUGCAUUUUCCGAUUCAGAUUCUACUGUUCUUCGGCUUUAAAGCAUUUGGCUAUUUUAUAGUGUUAGUCUGUAGGUAACUUGCCAUAUUUCUGGUUCUAUAUUAAGUUCUAGCCUUUACAAUAUUGUAACAUAAAGUUGGUUGUCAGCAUUUGUCUGUAGGAAUAAAAGUCUUCUUAAGUCCCUUUCUCCCAAAGAGAUUUUUCUUUGCUAAGUAAAUCCCUAAGAAAUAUCUACCACUUUCUUUAAGCACAUUCUUGGCUUGUUCAAACAGUGCCGGAAAAGGAGUUUAGGGAGAACUAGACCCUUUUCUGGUGAAUAUGCCUUUGUGCUUAAAAUAUCUUUUGACAAUUUAUGCAACUAAUAUUAUCUACAUAUUGGGAGAAAUAAUCACAAGGGGUAAGCAGGUAGAAUGAAUACAUUAGAGGAUUUUAUUUUAAGCCUCAUUUCUAGAAAAAUGCAGACCCAAACUUGUUGUUUAGUAGACCAGCUUUACCUCAGGCUUCAUUUUUGCCCUUUGACCCUGACUUUUUUAAGGCAUAAAUACUUGUAUCCUUUUAUUAAUGAUAGUGAAACUGUGACACUAACCAUUUUCAUACAAGAGGGCAAAAUAAGAAAAGCUGUAGAGAUAAAGAUGAAAGCAGUUCUGCAAGUUGCUGAGCUAGAUCACAGCAGUGUAGGCAAAAUAAAAAUACUUGAAUCUGAAAAUUCUCUUUUUGCCAUCUUUUCCCAAGGCCAGACCUUCUGGACUUUUGCAGUCUGAGAGGAGUAUCUGAGGUUGGUUGGCAAUCUUCAAUGUACGAAAUAAGAAUGUGGGAAAUAGUUGGCGCAGAGUGUUUUCAUUUAAAGACAAUAUGAAAAGAUGGACAGAGCUGAAUUCUGCAGCUUAGAAAUUUCUUAUAAAAUGUCUAAGUGACACAGAAAAAUACUAUGUAGCAGGAGGGGAAAAAAAGCACAGAACCCUUAGAAGAUUUAAAAACAGAUUUCGAGCAUAGACUUGACACUACCUACUAAUUUAAAUACUACUAACUAUUCUUAACAUUGACAGAGCUAUAGUUUUUAGGCUUUGAGGAGCUGACCAUUAGCAAAAAUCCUAAAAAAUGUGUGUGCUGAUGCCUUCACAAUUAACUAAUUGUUCUUAAAUUAUUUUUUUAGCAGUAAGGUGUGAAUGUGCUUUAGGGUGACUGCCUUGGUAUGUCUGGGAUUGGGGAGUUCUGGAUGCAGAACUUUCAGUGUUAAACCUAGGAAAUAUCCAUCACAAGAGUUGGUUAGCCUAGAUGUUGUGAUUUGACUUCCCUCCCUCAAGGUUGUGAUGGCUGUGGUUAAAUUCAACUCUGCCAUGUGACUGUCGACAUGUCUCAUACUUGGAUAUGUGUUCUCUGCUCACUUAUUACUGUGGAUAGAAUUGAUGACAGAUAAUACCUACUGGCAGCAACAUGAAUAUUUAGUGACCUGGGAAUAUAACUGGUGGCUUAAAGAAAAAAAAAAAAGAAAGAGAACUGCAUACCUUGGCUCUAUAGAGCCUGCAUGUACAUGUAAGUGGAAGUAAUGUCUUCAUUUGCUUACUUUUUAAUGUAUUUUUAUUAGUGAUUUAAUAUUGAUUUACAGGAUUGUAAGAUAAUAAGGGUAUAGUUCCAUACGGUUCCCACCAGUAUUUCUGUGUUCCCCGUUCCCUUCAUUGAAAACUGUAGUACUCUCAGGUACAUGGACUGAUUCUAUACUUACUUAUAGAAGUAAGUAUGUGUAUUUUUUCCAAAAUGUGUUAUUAUUUAAUAUCUGUUUACAAAAUUACAGAUAAUGGGAACGAUUUCACACUGCUGUUUCCAAUGCAAGGUCACAGAUACGGGUUGAGUAUGUCUAGUUUGUUUUGAUGAGUGAGAGAGACACAGCGAAAGACAGACCAAAAAGGGCACUUCUCAGCUCUGGCUUUGGUCACAAGGAUUGAACCUAGAACCUCGGUGCUUUCAGGCAUGCAAGUAGUAUUCUGCAGCUGUCUUCCUUCCCUGAAAUCAUGUCUUUGUAGGGUUCCAUUUAAUCUGAACUUUAAGUUCUUCAUAGUAAAAGAAAAUAAGAGUUGUAAAGGAUUUAUUUUUUCUUGAGGGAAAAUAUGGCCUUUGAUGCUGUAGCCUCUGCUACAUGCCCCAGAUUAUCCUGGCCAAGAAGCCAGAGGUGGUAUUAUGUUUAUUCUCAUUGGGCAUUGUAUUGAGAUUACUAGAUGCCUCAGCCAGUGGCAGUGAAACAACUGGGUGUUCUGACAGGGUGAGCUGUGUUCUCAGUUCUGACAACCUUCUACCCUUCAGGUGCUUAGCAGCUGGAAGGCCAUAGGAAGUGAGAUUCUCCUAAUAGGGCAUUAAUUUUAUAAUGCAACAUAAUGGAUGCAGAGUCUGUUGUUUUCCUUUGGUAGUCUCCAGAGACUGCGUCCUGCACUGUGAUGUAGAUGUAGGUAGCUGUGUUCUUUGUAAGCUUUAAUCCUACAGUUGUUGAAAGUAUGAUGUGGUUCUUUUUUUUCUUUUUUUUUAAUUAAACAAUGAGCUGAGUGCUGAUUACAGCUUGUUUCUAAGUUGAAAUUGUGAAAUACUGAUAACCCCCACCCACACCAAAUAUUUUAAUCUAUUUAAAAUACAAGGAAAAAAAAAACUAGUUCUACUUAAGAUAACAUUGCUUAAGUGUCCUGUGAUUUCUGGUCCAGUUUUCUAUAUAUUUGUGUGUGUCUGUAUGUGCUUUCACUUUUGACCUUGUUUGCUCUUUACCUGUGUUAACAGUACUUUGGACAUUGAAAGGUGAACAUUUUUCCUAGCAUUAAAAAGACACUGAGUUGUUUACUAUG
This is a messenger RNA of Erinaceus europaeus (western European hedgehog), 10410 nucleotides long. RefSeq names its product SMAD family member 2 (gene SMAD2). Gene Ontology annotation, biological process: transforming growth factor beta receptor signaling pathway; regulation of transcription by RNA polymerase II; BMP signaling pathway. The coding region runs from base 370 to 1773 and encodes 467 amino acids. The transcript is spliced from 11 exons. Gene Ontology annotation, cellular component: heteromeric SMAD protein complex. The record is from RefSeq and is a predicted model, not a curated record. Lineage: Eukaryota; Metazoa; Chordata; Mammalia; Eulipotyphla; Erinaceidae. Gene Ontology annotation, molecular function: RNA polymerase II cis-regulatory region sequence-specific DNA binding; DNA-binding transcription factor activity, RNA polymerase II-specific; I-SMAD binding.